Molecule: messenger RNA, 2518 nt
Organism: Jaculus jaculus (lesser Egyptian jerboa)
Lineage: Eukaryota; Metazoa; Chordata; Mammalia; Rodentia; Dipodidae
Gene: Ppm1k
Product: protein phosphatase, Mg2+/Mn2+ dependent 1K
Exons: 8
Coding region: 515-1633 (372 amino acids)
Biological process (GO): protein dephosphorylation
Molecular function (GO): protein serine/threonine phosphatase activity; cation binding
Source: RefSeq, a predicted model, not a curated record
GCCCCACCCCGCUGACUAACUGGGCUGAAACAUUUUCGAGAAUUUCCAGAUGGGGCUGUGGCUGCCCUGACUGCUCGCUCUGGGGGUUGGAGGCUACGGAAAAGACUUUCUCAUUCUUCCUCUCUUUGCUUUAGCAGCCGUCCAUAGAUGGGAGAAUUCACUGGCGGAGACAAAAGAUGAAGCUGAGGGUGGAACUUGCAGUCUCUAAAGCGCCGCUGACCUUUCUGAACUUCAAACUUUGUGGAAAUUUACAGCAAGACUAGGGCACAGGAACAAGCAACAAAACAAAGCAGGUGGUUUCAACUAGGUUGCAGAAUGACUCAAGUGACAGAUUAAAUGAUUUCGAAAAUCAGCAGUAUUCUUGUGAGGCAGCAGGGAGAAUGACAGCUGCAUUUGUCUGUUGAAAUGUGUGGAAACUGGGAACCAGAGUAACAAGGUGAAUCACUUUUCUUGAAGACAUUCCAAUAUUUUUCUGUCGUCCAUUCCCUGUGAUUGAGGACUCUGAAGUUGCAUUAUGUCAUCAGCUGCCUUAAUUACUUUGGUGAGAAGUGGUGGGAACCAGGUGAGGAGGAGAGUGUUGAUAAGCUCCCGUCUGCUGCAGGAAGACAGGCGGGUCACUCCUGUGUGCCUCAGCUCCACAUCAGAGCCCAGAUGUUCUCGGUUUGAUCCAGAUGGUAGUGGGCGGCCAGCCACCUGGGACAGUUUUGGGAUCUGGGAUAAUCGCAUUGAUGAGCCAAUUCUGCUGCCACCCAGCAUUAAGUAUGGCAAGCCCAUUCCCAAAAUUAGCCUGGAGAAUGUGGGCUGUGCCUCCCACAUUGGCAAACGGAAAGAGAAUGAAGAUCGGUUCGGCUUUGCUCAGCUAACGGAGGAGGUCCUAUAUUUUGCAGUGUAUGAUGGCCAUGGGGGACCUGCAGCUGCUGAUUUCUGUCACACACAUAUGGAGAAAUGCAUUGUGGAUUUGCUUCCUGAGGAGAAGGACUUGGAAACUGUGUUGUCCUUGGCUUUUUUAGAAAUAGAUAAAGCCUUUUCAAGUCAUGCCCACCUGUCUGCAGAUGCAACUCUUCUGACCUCUGGGACUACUGCAACAGUAGCCCUGUUGAGAGAUGGUAUUGAACUGGUUGUAGCCAGUGUUGGAGAUAGCAGGGCACUUUUGUGUAGAAAAGGAAAACCUAUGAAGCUGACCACUGAUCAUACUCCAGAAAGAAAAGAUGAGAAAGAAAGGAUAAAGAAAUGUGGUGGUUUCAUAGCUUGGAAUAGUUUGGGACAACCUCACGUAAACGGCAGACUUGCAAUGACAAGGAGCAUUGGAGAUUUGGAUCUUAAAGCCAGUGGUGUGAUUGCAGAGCCUGAGACAAAGAGGAUUAAGCUACACCAUGCUGAUGACAGCUUCCUGGUCCUCACUACAGACGGAAUUAACUUCAUGGUGAACAGUCAGGAGAUUUGUGACUUUGUCAAUCAGAGCCAUGAUCCCAGUGAAGCAGCGCAUGCAGUGACUGAACAGGCAAUACAGUAUGGCACUGAAGACAACAGUACUGCAGUAGUUGUACCUUUCGGUGCCUGGGGAAAAUACAAGAACUCUGAAGUCAACUUCUCAUUCAGCAGAAGCUUUGCCUCCAGCGGACGAUGGGCCUGAAGCCUGGCUUAGCGUUGAGUUUCUGUGCAGCUCUGUCACUGGACAUGUCCAGAGACUCGAUAGUCCACAAUGUCACUUGUACCACUGUGUCCCUGUUAUGUGCUAGUUCACUACUCAGGGUAAACUUGCACAGUAGUUUUUUUUGUAAAUACUCACUGCAUUUAUGGUCAAUUGUACAUACUCAGUAUAGGUGUGUAAUGAACAGGUGAAGCCGUUGUGAGUCUUAGUUAAGCUUGUGAAUGAGAGAUGUUUUUGGCACAUUUAAUAAUUGUUAAAUUUUUGUUUCUUUUGUGGUGCUAGAAAUGGAAUCCAGGGUUUUUCUAAUUUUUAUGACUCUUAGGCAGCUGUCUUUUUAAUAUUUUUGUUCAUUAUUUAGUUGAACAGGCUGUUCAAGUUUUUUUCUCCAUUUUGACAGCUAUUCAGUGAGUCAUCUACAAGUGUUUCUCUUUACCUUUUCUUUGUUUAACAUUGAUCUCAUUAUGUUACCUAGGCUAGCCUCAGACUCCUGGGCUGAAGCAUUCCUCAUACUUCAGCUUCCUGAGUUGCUGGGAUUAUAGGGGCCCUGCUCACAAGUGCUUAUUUUUAAUAACUAUGCCAAGGAGUGAGUGUGAAGGCUGGGUUCUCUGUUACUGUGUUUGUAUCUGGACCAUUUGCCGGUAAAUUUAACCGUGAAAAAGAAACUCAUUCAGAUAAUAAGACAUGGCUAAAUUAUAUACAUAAUUAUAAAAUGGUAUACCUGUAUAUUUCAACCACUAUCAGCGAUCCCCAUUUAUUCUUAUUUUUUAAAUAUGCUGUAUACAUGUGUCUAUUCCUAAAUGUAGAACAAUGUUCAAACUAAGGGUCUUUAGUCAAAGCAAUGCAAAGCUAAACACUGAAAAUAUCAAA